Molecule: messenger RNA, 3189 nt
Organism: Mytilus trossulus (common blue mussel)
Lineage: Eukaryota; Metazoa; Mollusca; Bivalvia; Mytilida; Mytilidae
Product: transient receptor potential cation channel subfamily V member 5-like
Exons: 2
Coding region: 344-3100 (918 amino acids)
Biological process (GO): calcium ion import across plasma membrane
Cellular component (GO): plasma membrane
Molecular function (GO): calcium channel activity; protein binding
Source: RefSeq, a predicted model, not a curated record
UUUGUCUAUAUCCGUCAGCUAAUAAAGUGGACAUUGCUUACAAAGGAAUUAGUCAGAUACUUUCUGUUGUAUAUAACGCAUAUUACUUAUAAGAAGGAAAAUUUGAAAGGAUUUUUCAUAUUUAAAUAUACUUAUGAUCGAUCAGCUGUUUUUGUUUACAUGAAGACAUUUAAAUCUAUUUUUGUACACAAAGAAGAUACGUCAAAAUGCGAAAAUUAUAUUUAGGGACACGACAAAUUCCAGGGGACAGAAGACAGUGGUGCAUUCAUAAUGGAUACAAUUAAAGAUUGAUUAAAACAAAGGUGAAAAACACAAGAAAAAAACACUCAGCACACGAAGAAAGAUGGAUAAAAAUACACGACGACAUUUCAUCACACUACUGGAUACGAAUCCUGAUAGAUUUUUACAAGAACUUUCGUCCGGAAUAAAAGCAAAUUCAAACGAAAAAGUCCGCGAACUGCUCACUAUAAUGGAAAACAAAUGUAGUCCUUUACACUGCAUGAAACAAUACCGCGAAGGUGAAGAUAAAAGUGAGACUUUACUUCAUAUGGCCGUAAAAUACGAAGAUGAUUUUGAUAUUAUAAAGAGAAUAAUUGAUUUAUGUCCAGACUUGCUGUCUCUGGCAAGGGAAACGUCCGAGAACUACCAAGGACAAACACCACUUCAUAUCGCAAUAACUAGAGGCGAUGAUAAUGUAACAGAAUUAUUGCUUUCGUCGUCGAAUUUAGAAUCGGAGAGAAAGCAGUAUUCAAGCCGGACGAAAUUAACUAUGAUUAAUACACCAGCAGUUGGCCGAAUAUUUGCUAAUACGGUAAUGAUGGGUGAACUACCAUUAAGUGUUGCGGCAUUAACUUUUAACGAAACCAUCGUGGAUCUCUUGUUAGAUCAUGGUGCUAAUAUGCAUUCUGAAAACAGUUGUGGGGACACUGUUUUACAUUCUCUGGUAAAAUACGCUGCUGUUUAUCCAAACAAAACUGACAAUGUUAUUCACAUGUUUACAUACCUCAUAGAAAGGAUGAGAGAGAGUAAUUCAAGUCAUGGUCGAUACCAAGGCAUUGAUACCGACAUAUUCUUAAAAGAAGAUUCAUAUGUCUGGUUUUUGAAAAACGACGAAUUUCUAACGCCAUUGCAACUAUCCGCUAAACUAGGAGUUGUUGAAAUUUUUCAAUUUAUAAUUAAUCUUGAAAACGUCUACUCAUUUGUAAGCACACACGACGGACUGUUUGACGUAAAAUUGUAUGAUAUCACCGAAAUUGAUACGGUUGCUAAUCACCACGUGGCAUCAACUACUACCGCAAACGAAGGCUACGGAAGUAAAAAGGUUUCCAGAAAUAUUGACGGUGUUUCUCGUACAAGUAUCAAGUCAAAAACGAAUUGCAACCCUUUUAAAUGCAGUCAGUUUGAUAAUCCAGAAACUGAGUCAAUUUUAGAAAUGAUGUUUGAUUUCGACUACCAGAGUCAUUCUGCCUUCAGAAUAAUUGAAACGAUACCAGUAAAGAAUAUAAUUCUUGAAAAAUGGCAGAAGUUAAGGUACAUUUAUUUCAUAUGGGGCUUUCUGCAUGUGUUAAUGACCGUGUUUUUAACUAUGGAAAUAGUCAUCAGGUCCGAGUUAUAUGCCCUCAAAACUGCUUCAAACACAAGUACACUCGAAAUUACUGUCCCGGACGCAUCUAGGACUUUUGCUGAAUUUGUAUCCUGGAUGAGUGUCGUUCUUGGUGGUGGUGUCUAUUGCUUAAUGGUUCUUUUGUUGCUGAUUGCAAAGAAAAGGAGACCGAAUACACUUCGAUAUAUUUUUCACAACUUAGGAUACGUAUUUUUUUUAAUUGCGUUUUCUGUAAGUUUAUUUGUUGACUUUUUCAUGACAAGAACCAAAAGCACACACGACAAUAUUGCUUUGAUACUAGCCGUAAUUGCUGGUUGGUGGUUUUCCGUAUUUUUCUUACGUGCUAUCCGGCUAUUUAGUUUUUUCACAGAAAUGAUUCGAAGAGUCAUUAUAGGAGAUCUUUUGCGAUUUUCAGUCAUUAUUUCAUUCAUGUUGUUUGCAUUUACAGCAGGCAUGUAUGCCGUUUUUGUCGGUGCUGUUAGUUUAGAUCAGCAAACUCCUGCAUAUGAGGAAGCUGUAACUGAACACUUUAGUAGUUUUGGAGGUGCCAUGUUAACUAUGUUUAAACUAAUGUUAGGUUUGGAUGAUUUUGGAGUUUUAAAUCAAGCCAGAAUUCCAGGUUUAGCAAUAGCGCUUUACAUAGUGUUUGCGUUGCUUACUUACGUGCUGUUAAUAAAUUCACUUAUAGCCAUGAUGUCACAGACAUGCGCAGUGGUUCUUGAAGAUAGAUACCCACAAUGGCGACUGCAACAACUUUCUGUCGUGUUAUUCCUAGAAGAUCUCUUUUGUUUAUCUUGCAUUCGACAUAUAUUUGGAUCUCCGGGAACAGAGAAAGAAAUCCGCGGAUUUGACCCAGUUUCAAAGCAAAAUAAAAUUUACAGUCGAUACUUUUUAAAAAUACAUUCGUUACAAACAAACUAUGCCUCAGAGGAAGAUCGAGAAGCUAUGAAAAAGACAGAGAAAGAAAAAGAGCCAAUCCGAAUGGACGGAUCGUUACGGUCUGAUCAAGGAACAUUAAAUUAUCUUUUGAAAACAGGAUAUGCACCGUCCAUUCGUAGACGGACCACCCGUAGAAUGAACCGACCGGAAAUGGAAACGCCAUCUAUAAGCAUUGAUGAUGUAAGUAGUACACAACGAAAGAAAUCACCCAGAAGAAAUAAGCAUCUCAGUAGAGUGAGGGAAGAAGAGGAAAUAAUAACAAAACAGUCGGCUGCAAAGUUAGGUUCUGAACCAGAUUUGAUCAAGUCAGAAAAAUCGCCUCAGAGCAGAAGGCGACGAUACCAUUCGGAAAACAUGCAUGAAAAGGAAAAUAGAAAAUCGCCGUCUGUUGCCUCAGUGGCGAGUGAUUAUACUCGGUCAGAUGGAUUACUUACUCCCGUCGAAAAUAAAUUGCAUGUUCAUGGUCAUUUUAACAGUUGCCCUGAGAGAAAAGAACUUUUUAUUCCGAAUGGAUAUCCUCACGUUGAUAUAGAGCCAUAUCCUCAUGCAAGUGAAUGAAUCAUACGUUCGAUAUGAAUGAAACAUUUUAGACAUUGUUAAAGAUUAACAAAUAUUUUGAAAUUUAUGCCAAUUGGCAAAUAUAUGAA